AUGCCCGAGGUCGACACCCGCGACAGCGUCGACCGGUCGAAGCGGUUCCAGGCCGAGCUACCGGCCGACGCGGCCAAGCGCGACCCGGCGUGGCGCCUGCUCGAGCAGUACGCCGGCAUCCCGGCCGACGAGGUCGAGGCGCACCUGCACCGCGUCCGCGACCAAGCAUGGCAGAUCUUCCCCUACGGCUGCAUCGGCCGCUGGCGCUUUUUAGACCUGUACAUCGCCACCCUGCCACAGUACGGCGAGCUCAUCGCGCGCACGCAGCGCGGCGCCGUGCUGCUCGACUGCGCGUGCUGCUUCGGCCAGGCGCUGCGGCAGCUGGCGGUCGACGGGGCGCCGGCGCAGAACCUCGUCGGGCUUGACCUGAGGCGCGAGUUCGUCGACCUCGGCUACGAGCUGUUCCGCGACCGCGGGACGUUCGCCGCGCGGUUUGUCGUCGGCGACAUGCUGGAUUCUGGUGACGCGCGCGUGGGAGUGCUGGACGGCGCCGUCGAUGUCGUCCACGCCGCGAGCUUUUUCCAUUUGUUUGGCUGGGCCGACCAGGUCGCCAUUGGCGCGCGCAUGGUGAGGUUCUUUCGCAAGGGGAUCACGGAUGCCGUGGUGCUGGGGCGCCAGAUUGGCAGCGCGGUCGAGCCGCUCGAUCCUGAGGAGCAUGAGAAGCGUGGCCUGGGAAGGUAUCAUCACAAUCAGAAGUCGAUGCAGCGCCUGUGGGAUGAGAUUGGCCGCCGCACGGGCACUGCGUGGGCUGUUGAGGCCGAGCUCGCGACUGCCCUGGAGGAGGAUAGCAAUGGCGAGGUGGCCGAGCGGACGACCAUCCGGUUUGUGGUGCGGCAGCGGGCAAGUUAG
Lasiosphaeria miniovina is the source of this 849-nucleotide messenger RNA. RefSeq lists its product as uncharacterized. NCBI's taxonomy places the organism in Eukaryota, Fungi, Ascomycota, Sordariomycetes, Sordariales, Lasiosphaeriaceae. The transcript has 2 exons. The coding region runs from base 1 to 849 and encodes 282 amino acids. The record is from RefSeq and is a predicted model, not a curated record.